AUGAAAGAUGCGCAGCAUGAGUUUGCAGAGGUCAAGAAGCGACAGUCCAAGUCCCUCAAGGAGGCCGUCAAAGAGUAUCGCAGGCGAUAUGGCAUCCCUCCACCUCCACAUUUUGACAAAUGGUACAACUUUGCCGUAAGCAAUAACGUACAGUUGAUUGAUGAGUUUGACAUGAUUCAUGACAUGAUGACGCCUUUUUGGGGACUGCAGCCGCAGACGAUUCGCGCAAGGGUGACGGAGGCGCUUGGGUAUGAUAAUGGGCUGCUUGGAGUUGCCAUACGAGAUCACGGCAUCACGCAUAUGGAUCAUGGGUAUGAGUGGCAGAAGAAUGCGACAAAGGGCAUGAUGGAACAGUUUAUACAGUACCUGCCGGACAUGGACUUGGCUUUCAACAUUCACGAUGAGCCUCGUGUCGUGGUUCCUCAUGACGAUCUGAUUCGGCUUGUGAACAAGGCCAAAGAUAAGAACAUGCCCAUGUUGAAUGGGGAGAAGAAGCUCGUCAAUCAAUUCUCAGCAAAGCCAUCUGAUCUCAGCGACGGCAAAAGGUUCAAAGAGACGAAGCUCUCGAGGUUCAACACGAUUCAAUAUCAAUCUACUUGGGCAGACUCCCGCAUGUCCUGUCCUCCCGACAGCCAGGCAAGGAUCCUUGAAGACGAGCGUGCCGACGAUCUGAGCAGAUACGGCAUCAGCGAUCUUGCUUUUGUGUACAACACAACCGCCAUGUCCGACAUUUGUCUCACGCCAUCCCUCAGCUCGACAUACGGCUUUUUCGAUCGUCCAAACUCGUUCAAAAUCACCCAUGAUCUGCUCCCCAUCUUCUCACAAUCCAAGAUCUCAUCCUACGGCGACAUCAUCUAUCCCUCCCCGUGGUACUGGUACAAGAAAGUCGCCUACAACGAAACCAACGACAUGCCGUGGGAAGACAAAGAGAGCAAGCUCUACUGGCGUGGCUCCACCACCGGAGGCUACAGUCGCAACGGCGGCUGGAGGAGACACCAUCGCCAACACUUUGUGCAGAAGAUCAAUUCCAAAGAGCAAGCCAAGGUCAUGGCCAACAGCGGCACCGUCGAGAGCCCCAAGUGGAUGGCCAAGGAGGUCCCGCGCGGGGACUACCAGGAGCUCAUCGACGUGCACUUUUCGCACGUCGGACAAUGCGACCCCGGCGACUGCGAGGCGCAAAAGGAGUUUUUCGAUGUGGUUGAUCCUGUUGACCAGCAGGAUGCUUGGGGAUACAAGUAUCUGGUCGACAUUGAUGGGAAUGCCUUUUCUGGCAGGUUCUACGCUUUCUUGCAGAGUCAGAGCUUGACUUUUAAACUCGCCCUGUUUCGCGAAUGGCACAACGAGUGGCUCAAGCCGUGGGUGCACUACGUCCCGCUGAGUCUUCAAGGAGAUGACUGGCUUGAAGCAGUACGCUUCAUCGAUCAAGACACCAAGGGGUCUUCCCAAGGGCAAAAGAUCGCAAAGGAUAGCCGUGAGUGGGCGAAUCAGGCGAUUAGGAAGGAAGAUAUGGAGGUGUGGUUUUUCAGAUUGCUGUUAGAAUACGGACGGGUGAUUGACGACAAUAGAGAAAAUCUUGGAUUUGAGAUAUGA
Molecule: messenger RNA, 1590 nt
Organism: Trichoderma harzianum CBS 226.95
Lineage: Eukaryota; Fungi; Ascomycota; Sordariomycetes; Hypocreales; Hypocreaceae
Product: glycosyltransferase family 90 protein
Exons: 2
Coding region: 1-1590 (529 amino acids)
Source: RefSeq, a predicted model, not a curated record